AUGUUCCAGCUGUCGUCGUUUGCAUUCUCAUUGGGAUGGCUACUUAUCGCAGGAAUUGUCGAAUUAAUUCUUUCACGACCACCUUUCGGAUUCCAUGAUGCAGGUAAAUUCUAG
Messenger RNA from Haemonchus placei, 114 nucleotides. The record is from the annotation of a GenBank genome assembly. NCBI's taxonomy places the organism in Eukaryota, Metazoa, Nematoda, Chromadorea, Rhabditida, Trichostrongylidae.